Cynoglossus semilaevis (tongue sole) is the source of this 3474-nucleotide messenger RNA. It is a transcript of the gene tdgf1, whose product is annotated as teratocarcinoma-derived growth factor 1. NCBI's taxonomy places the organism in Eukaryota, Metazoa, Chordata, Actinopteri, Pleuronectiformes, Cynoglossidae. The record is from RefSeq and is a predicted model, not a curated record. The coding region runs from base 311 to 916 and encodes 201 amino acids. The transcript has 6 exons.
AGAGUCACCUGGAGAAGAAAACGUUUCUGUGGAUUCACUGCUGUCUGUGACCGGGCUGCAGGUCUGAUAUCUGCGGGUUUAUAUUUUAUCACACCUAGUUUUACAUUUAAGGAACAUUUUUAUGGCGGUGCUAAAAUAUUUCUGCAACACUUUUUAGGUUCAUAUCAAGAUUUGUUUAAUUUUAGAAAGCAAGAAAACGUUUGUUUCACAGUGCUGGAAAUAACCGAGGCAGAUUUGGAACUUAUUUCGAUUUUUAUUUUUAAACACGUUGACUUUGCGGCCAAGUCCAAAGAUUGUCCAGGACAUUAAAAUGAUUUUUGUGCUCAGGACAAUUCUGUGGUCCCUCAUGAGUCUUCAGGUCACUGCUGCUGCCUCAGGCUGUGAAGGAGGACAAUGUGACGCAGGUCGACCUACACUGUCAUCACCACCUUCAUCAUUGACAUCGUCAUCGACUUCUUCGUUGCUUAAAUCUAAAGACUUCCUGGCUCAGUUCGCUCAGGUGAACUCUCCAAACGGCGGUGACCGUAAACACCGCGAUGCCAGCGCCGUCCUGCCGUUCAUUGGCCUCACAGGAAAUUCAGAACUGAGUCGUAACUGCUGUAAAAAUGGAGGAACCUGUAUCCUGGGAACUUUCUGCACGUGCCCACCGUUCUUCACUGGACGCAGCUGUGAAUACAACCAGAACAUCAGGAGCUGCGGUUCGAUUCCUCACGGUGUGUGGGUUCGUAAAGGCUGCUCCUACUGUCGCUGUGUCUACGGCCUGCUGCACUGUUUCCCUCACGUCUUCCACACAGACUGCGACGACAGUGAUGACGUGACCUGGUCUCACUCAUCAGCAGUCAGGACUGUACAGAACAACACCAUCCUGUGGGUGUCACUGUUGCUCCAGCUUCUUCUGCUACGACGUUUCCUCUGAUGCUGAAGAAAAUUUAAUAGACAAAAACAUAUUUAUUGGAUGAAACUCUUGUCAGAAAACUGGAGGAUGUCCCUGUUUUUUAGACUUGUCUUUCUAAAGGAAACUCCUGGACGUGGUCAAACCUCUGGAUCGUCUUUAAAUUUCCUCAGAACUCUGUGGACCUACAGCGAGAAAUAUCCUUCCCAACACUUCCAAAAUCAACACCUCUGCAGAUGAUACCAUGAUGUUUGUGUGGCUUUGAAGACCUCUUAUCUUUCACUCCAUUGUUUGUCAGGGACAUUAUGCAGCAAGAAAGUCAAACAACACUGAAGACAAGUUCAAAAAACAAACAAAAUGACAGUAAAAACUUGUCAUCCUGGGAAAAGAUCCAAAUUUAACACGGCGUCAAGAGUGUGUAAUAGUGUACAAAAAGUUUUAAUAAUGGUGUUUUUCUUCAAAUAUCAGACUGUUUUUGUUAAAGAAGUUUCUGAGAUUUGUUUCUUGACUUUAUAUCUUCUGUAUAUUUGCACAAACAAUGAGAUUAUUUUUGGCUCUAAAAUGUCUUUAUUAAAGAGCAAACGGUGUUGAACUAACGCUGUCUGUAAUAAAGUCAAAAGGGAAACCAGUGUGUGUGUGUGUGUGUUAUCUGUAGGUAUUUCCAGUGAGAGCUGUUUUCUUUCUUUCUUAUCUCCAGACUUUAUUGAUGAGCUUUAAAUCAAUUAUCAGCAGCCCUCUUAUCUUGUCCCAGCAGGGCUGGAGCGACAGUGUAGACCAGAAGUGUUGCCUCAAAUCUGCCAGGCCAACUGGUAGAGUGAUUCAGAAAAUAAAUGAAUGAAUGAAAAAAAAGCCUCAUCAUUAUCAUGAAUAAAGGUUAGCUACAACGCUGCUAAAACCUAAGAGUUUUUAUACAUUUCCACAAACAAAAACAAGCAGAGAAUUUACAAAAGUUGUUUUCAACUGUACAUUAAAUGUUGUGUGAAUAACUACAAAGAAAUUCAUGUGAGAAUUCUUUGACUCCACCAGCUGUGUCACACCACACUCACACACACACACUGACAAAAUCCUUCUUAGUCAAUAUGUCUGUGUCUCACUGAGCUGCGUGAUUAUUUCCUCGUUGCUUUUCUCUCAGAUCUAAUACCUGCCAAUCCCUCCUCUGAUCUCUCCUUUGUUAUUUUGAUCUUCAGACUAAAGGUGCACAUGUAAUCCUGGAGUCCAUGAUUGGACAGAGAUUAUUCCGGAAGACCUCCUGCUGCCUCGUCUUCCAGCCGAGGAAGGAACGACUCGAACCUUCUCUGCUUGUUGCCGUCGUGCUCCUGGAUUGGUCUCCUCUGGGGGUCAGCUGUGAGGUCACAGGUAUUUGACUGCAGGUUUAAGUGGACUGUGUGAAAAUGUUGUUUUCCUGCAGUGGGACAGUUCCACAGACAGAUUGACUACACUGACAGGUUUUACAGAUGACAAUGGAUGACAGGAUCAGAGCGAAGCACUGACGGCAGCGGAGAGGGAGGGGUUGAGGUGGUCAAACUGGAGAAAGGAGAGACCACUGACAGAGACAGAAGACUCAGGACAGAGACAGUGGCUAAAGAGACAAAAGACAAAGUUCAGAGUAAGUAUGAAAUAGGAUCAAGUCCUUCCACCCGACUGAACCGUCGGCCUUUGUUCUUUGUUCAAGAAUGGGAUUUAACCAUCGCUGUUUGCUGUGGUCAGAUGAUGAACGCAGCUCUACUGCAUGACAAGCAGAAGCUCAAGUCAUUCUGGGAGCAGAGGAUCUCCCAACACGGGGAGCAGAUGGAUGAAGAGGAGAACCGCAGGAGACGCAGCGCUCUGUGCCGGUCAGCAGGGCUUCACUAAGGGACUAACAGCAACUUUUGGAAAAAAAAAACAAUUGAAAUAAUUUGAGUGGAAAUAAAAUAAAAACUAAGGCAUGAUAAUAGCAUUAAAAUGAUAAAAAUGAAUAAUAUGAAAAAUCCAUACUAUUAUUUAUUUGGCUAAUUGAAAAGAACAGUAGAAAAUAAAAAUUAUAUCUUUAAAUCAGUAGAACCGACAGUAGAUCAUUUUCUUUAAAAAGAUUAAAUAUGACCUUAGAAUAUUAACCAUAAUCAAUACAAACUAAUGAGUUAAUGAAAAUUCUGUCAAUCAUUUCACUUUAUUUUGUUAAUGAAAAUUGUACUUGUUUUGAGUUCAUUUCAAAUGAAGGCUGAAUGAACCAGAGAAAAUGUUCAAAGUCAAUAUGGGAGAAGAAACAAAAAAUUAAAUCUAGAAAACUUUCUCUGUCUGACGGAGAAACUGUGCGUUUGACAUGGUUGAUGUGGUUGAUGUGGUUGACGUGGUUGAUGUGGUUGAUGUGGUUGACAUGGUUGAUGUGGUUGACGUGGUUGUAUCAGGUUUGUCAAUCAUCACCUGGAGGCCUGGGAAUGUUGAUGAGACUCAGAUGGGAUUAAACUAUAAUCCAGGAGAUCAGAGAGAACAAGUGUGGACAGAGCAGGAGAUUAACAGACACAUGAGACGCUGUGAUGACUGACGGACAGAUAAUAACAACCACGUAACUGUGUCACUGCCAACGACAACAGCAGCAACAACAA